Ochotona curzoniae (black-lipped pika) is the source of this 1814-nucleotide messenger RNA. It is a transcript of the gene RNF128, whose product is annotated as ring finger protein 128. Bases 87 to 1373 code for a protein of 428 amino acids. The transcript has 7 exons. Lineage: Eukaryota; Metazoa; Chordata; Mammalia; Lagomorpha; Ochotonidae. The record is from RefSeq and is a predicted model, not a curated record.
CACACCUGCUCCAGGCCCCGGUCUUGCCAAGUGCUCGCUCCGGGCGUUCCAGGGGCCCUAGGGAAAAUAGGGCUCGCAAGCGCGCCAUGGGGCCGCCACCUGGGGCCGGGGUCUCCAGCCGCGGUGGCUGCGGUUCUUCCCGUUUCCUGGCGUGGUGUUUCUUGCUGGCGCUGAGCCCGCAGGCUCCCGGCUCCCGAGGGGCUGAAGCAGUGUGGACCGCGUACCUCAACGUGUCCUGGCGGGUUCCGCAACCCGGAGUGAACCGCACGGUGUGGGAGCUGAGCGAGGAAGGCGUGUAUGGCCAGGACUCGCCGCUGGAACCCGUGGCGGGGGUCCUGGUACCUCCCGACGGUCCCGGGGCUCUCAACGCCUGUAACCCGCACACGAAUUUCACGGUGCCCACGGUUUGGGGAAGCGCCGUGCAAGUCUCUUGGUUGGCACUCAUCCAACGCGGCGGGGGUUGCACCUUCGCCGACAAAAUCCACCUGGCUUCUGAGAGAGGGGCGUCCGGAGCUGUCAUCUUUAACUUCCCAGGGACCCGCAAUGAGGUCAUCCCCAUGUCUCACCCGGGUGCAGGAGAAAUUGUUGCCAUCAUGAUCGGGAAUCUGAAAGGCACCAAAAUUCUACAGUCUAUCCAAAGUGGCAUACAAGUAACAAUGGUCAUCGAAGUGGGCAAAAAACAUGGACCUUGGGUGAAUCACUACUCAAUUUUCUUUGUUUCCGUAUCUUUCUUUAUCAUUACGGCGGCCACUGUGGGCUACUUUAUUUUUUACUCUGCUCGAAGACUACGGAACGCAAGAGCUCAAAGCAGGAAGCAGAGACAAUUAAAGGCUGAUGCUAAAAAGGCUAUUGGAAGGCUUCAAUUACGUACGUUGAAACAAGGAGACAAGGAAAUUGGCCCUGAUGGAGAUAGUUGUGCUGUGUGUAUUGAACUGUAUAAACCAAAUGAUUUGGUGCGCAUCUUAACCUGCAACCAUAUUUUCCAUAAAACAUGUGUUGACCCAUGGCUGUUAGAACACAGGACUUGUCCUAUGUGCAAAUGUGACAUACUGAAAGCUUUGGGAAUUGAGGUGGAUGUUGAAGAUGGAUCGGUGUCUUUACAAGUCCCUGUAUCCAAUGAAACAUCCAAUAGCGCCUCCCCCCAUGAAGAGGAUAAUCGCAGUGAAACUGCGUCGUCUGGAUACGCUUCCGUACAGGGAGCUGAUGAACCACCGCUGGAGGAGCAUGUACAAUCUGCAAAUGAAAACCUACAGCUGGUAAACCAUGAAGCAAAUUCUGUGGCAGUGGAUGUCGUCCCUCAUGUUGAUAAUCCAACCUUUGAAGAAGAUGAAACUCCUGAUCAAGAGACUGCUGUUCGAGAAAUUAAAUCGUAAAAUCUGUGUCAAUAGAAAACUUGAAACUUUAGUAAUAACAGAACUGCCAAUCAGGGCCUAGUUUACUAUUAAUGAACUGGAUAAAGUUAAUAAAAUAUGGAUGAUACUGAAAGUGCUGAGAUGACUAAUAUCAUACUAUAGAUAACAGGCUUAAAAUAUUUAACCUAUUAACUUUUUUCCACAAACUCAUUAUAAUGUUUUUCAUAGGCAAGUUUCCUCUCAAUAGUGAUAGCAACGUUUUUAAACAUUCAAAACUCUCUUCAAGUAGUCUUGUUUUUCAUUUAUGACAAUUUUCUUAAAAAGAAACAUGUUGCUUUGAAAAUGUGAAGUAGUUGUAAUCAUUUUAUUUUAUGAUAGUAUCUUAAUUAAAAAUUAUACUACUUUAGCUUGGGCUAUAUGUGUCAGGGUUUUUUCUCCAGGUGCUUAUAUUUAUCUGGAAUU